This is a messenger RNA of Durio zibethinus, 801 nucleotides long. RefSeq lists its product as uncharacterized. NCBI's taxonomy places the organism in Eukaryota, Viridiplantae, Streptophyta, Magnoliopsida, Malvales, Malvaceae. The record is from RefSeq and is a predicted model, not a curated record.
GGCUGCGUCUUUUAAAUCAUAUUAACAUUAUAAAUACUCAAACUGCAUCGAAUUGAAGUUCAAAGAGUAAUCUGCAAAUUCUGCCUGGAGAAGCAAUUGACAAACCCUUUCUGGAAGAGUGUUUGAAGGUUUAUUUUCACUUCGGAUAAAGAAGAAGAAAAGUUUUCUAAUGGGGCGUUGGAUGAAGCCAGAGGUGUAUCCCCUACUAGGAGCCAUGACCUUUGUAACAAGCAUGUGCAUCUUUCAGCUUACAAGGAAUGUUUUCCUAAAUCCUGCAGUCAGGAUCAAAAAAUCUGACCGUAGCAAGGCAGUACUAGAAAACUACGAGGAAGGAGAAAAAUAUGCUGAACAUGGACUUCGCAAAUUCCUGCGAACCCGCCCCCCAGAAGUCAUGCCUGCCAUUAACCAUUUCUUCUCUCAAGAUAGAUCAUGAUCAGUUCAAAACAAUAAGCUUGCAUGUAUUUUGAUUAUAGAAGAAAAACAAAAUGGAUUGUUUCAGUUUAGGAAUGAUAUACAACUAAUAUUUUCUUGUUAUCUAGAUAAUAUAUGAUAGCCUCGUUGUUAUUUAAUCCAUUUGUACUCAAUUUUUUUGGUCAACAUGUUAAUUUGUUUAAACUGAUGUAACCAGUACAUCAAUACUUUCUGACUUUAUGAUCAUGAAAUAAAGAAAAGAGGUCAAUUGUGAAUUUUUAGCAGUAACUAUCCACGCUUUUGUGUAGAGCAUGUGAGGUUGGUUGGUUUACAAGGGUUUAUCGAACACGUGCUGGCUAUCUUUGGAUAACAAUAAAUAUGCAAGAAACU